Molecule: messenger RNA, 450 nt
Organism: Exophiala mesophila
Lineage: Eukaryota; Fungi; Ascomycota; Eurotiomycetes; Chaetothyriales; Herpotrichiellaceae
Exons: 3
Coding region: 1-450 (149 amino acids)
Cellular component (GO): fungal-type cell wall
Molecular function (GO): structural constituent of cell wall
Source: RefSeq, a predicted model, not a curated record
AUGCAAUUGGUCAAGCUCUUUGCUCUCGCCACUCUUCUUGCCUCUGGAGCACUUGCUGUUCCGGUUGCAGAGCCAGAGCCUGGCAAGCCAACCAAGCCUGAGAAGCCAGCACCGCCGUCAAUCAACGUCCAGUCAAACCAGUGUGGCAAUGGAGCUGCUCCCUACUGUUGCAACACUGACAACAAGGGAAAGUAUACAACUUGUAAAGUCCUAGGCUCGGGCAGCCAGUGUGGCGCAACCACUGUCUGCUGCAACGCACAAAAUACCUCCUACUCCGACAUAGUGACGUUUGACCAAACAAAUGUGGGCUGCGCUAUGGUUGCACACCCUGCAGGAGAGCCGGCUGCCACAACUACUUCCAGCGGAGCAGUUGUGAAGAACGCGCCAGCUGAAGAGAAGAAACGCAUAGGAGAUCUGCUCGCAGUCUUUCUAGUUCUACUUGUUGCAUGA